Molecule: messenger RNA, 3811 nt
Organism: Oncorhynchus nerka (sockeye salmon)
Lineage: Eukaryota; Metazoa; Chordata; Actinopteri; Salmoniformes; Salmonidae
Product: sialoadhesin-like
Exons: 14
Coding region: 317-2668 (783 amino acids)
Source: RefSeq, a predicted model, not a curated record
AUUCCAAAUACUAGUGAAAUAAAAUGAUGAAAAAUGGUAAUGAAAACAACAGAAAUAGAACUAGCACUAUAUAGAUAAUAACUCUGGCAGUGAUGAAUACUGAACCGAUCCUGUGCAGGUGUUGUUACACGUGGUCUGCUACUGGGAGGAUGAUCAGCUGUCCAUCCUGUCUUCCUGUAGCGCUGUCUUAGGCGUCUCACAGUACGGACAUUGCAAUUUUUUGCCCUGGCCACAUCUGCAGUCCUCAUGCCUCCUUGCAGAAUGCCUAAGGCACGUUCACGCAGAUGAGCAGGACUGCAGGGUGGGAGAUGCAACAAUGGCCUUGAGAACAGCAGGAAGUGUGUUGGGGGUCUUUGUCUGGUCUGUAGCAGUGGUACUGGGUCAGGAUGGCUGGAGUGUUACAUACACCACUCAGAGUAUCUGUACCUUUAAGGGGUCAUCAGUGGAGCUGACCUGCUCUUACACAUAUCCCAGUGGCUAUACAAUCACAACAACCUUCUGGUUCAACAAAUAUGAUGCUGAGGAGAAUUAUGUGAGUCUGAAGGAUGACCCAGACUACAAAGGACGUGUGACGUACCGUGAGGAUGAAGAGAAUGGUCACAUCCUGACAAUCACAGACCUGAGAGAGAGUGACUCAGCUACAUACACAUUCAGAUUUACAGAUCAGACUGGGAAAUGGAGAUAUACUGGCAAACCUGGAGUCACUCUGUCUGUCACAGGUCUUCAGGUGAAGGUGACUGGUGGAUAUCAGGAUAAGACACUGACCUGUAGUACCACCUGUACUCUGACUGACAACCCCACCUACAUCUGGUACAAGAACGGACAACAUCUAGAUGAGAGCACCUCCCCCCAGUACAAAGACCCAGUCUCCAGUAACUAUGAAGACAGUUAUUCCUGUGCUGUAAAAGGCCAUGAGGACCUCCACUCUCCUGCAGUGUGUGUCCAGGGUCAGGACUGCAACAGAGUGACUUACACCAAGAGGACAAUCUGUGUCUUGAAGGGGUCAACAGUGGACAUAUCCUGUACUUAUGGCAGUGGUUAUGAUACUGUCACAUCAUCACUCUGGUUUAGUCCUAAACAGAGAUCUAGGUGGAGGGAUGAGUUGAUCCCUGAGGACCUAACCACAGACCCAGGGUAUGCAGGUCGUGUGGAGUAUGUUGGAGAGAAGGAGAGAGGUCGCUCCACCCUGAGAAUCACAGAUCUGAGAAUCACAGAUCUGAGAGAGGAGGACUCUGCUGAGUACAAGUUCAUAUUCAACACACAGACAUCAAGAUGGGGACACAGUUUCCCUGGAACAACUCUGACUGUCACAGACCUGCAGGUGAAGGUGACUCCUGCCACAGAGGCAGGGAAGAGGACACUGACCUGUAUCACCACCUGUACUCUGACUGACAACCCCACCUACAUCUGGUACAAGAACGAUACCAGGGUAAAGGAGGACACUUCCAGCCUGGACUCAGACUCCUUUAGUGAUGCAGACAGUUACUCCUGUGCUGUAAAAGGCUAUGAUAAUCUCUUCUCUCCUGCAGUGUGUAAGAAGUGUUGGAGUGUGACUUACACCCAUCAGAGUAUUUGUGCCUUGAAGGGGUCAACAGUGGACAUAUCCUGCUCUUACACAUAUCCCAGUUAUCAUGAGAUCAAACAAGCUUUCUGGUUUACUAAAUGGUCUGGUAUGGAGGCUGAAGAUCUGAGCUCAGUGCCAGGGUAUGAGGGUCAUAUAGAGUACCUUGGGGAUAAGGAGAGGGACUGUACUCUGAGAAUCACAGACCUGAGAUUGAGUGACUCUGCUGGGUACAGGUUCAGAUUCAUAACAUCUGGAGAAAAGUUUUCUGGCUCACCUGUCUCCCUGACUGUCACAGAUGUUGUGUUGGAGAUGGAUCCUACAUCUGUGUCAGAGGGGGAGAAUGUCACACUGAGAUGUAGAACCAAAUGUACACUGGUCCCCAACACAGCAUACAGUUGGUAUAAAAAUAGACAGUCUAUACCAAACAGCAACACCUCCUCUCCUGUCUAUAUCCUGUUCUCAGUCAGCAGUGAGGAUACAGGCAGAUACUCCUGUUCUGUAGAAGGACAUGAGGAUCUCCCCUCUGCUGAAGAGACUCUCACUGUCAGAUAUGGACCAAAGGUCACCUCAGUAUCAGUCAGUCCCUCUGGUGACAUAGUGGAUGGCAGUUCAGUGACUCUGACCUGCAGCAGUGAUGCCAACCCACCUGUGGACAAAUACACCUGGUACAAGAAGAACGUAACCUCACCAAAAGCAUCAGGACAGAGUUACAGCAUCACUAACAUCAUCUCUGAGGACAGAGGAGAAUACUACUGUGAGGCCCAGAAUGGAAGAGGAUCUAUGAACUCUACAGCUCUGAUGAUCAUUGUAGCAGUAAAUCCUGCAGCAGUGUUUCCCUGGGUUCCUGUGGUCUGGGUGGGGGCUGUCCUGACUGCUGGAGCUCUGCUCCUCACCAUCUACUGCACUCUGAAGAGGAGAUACACAGGAGGAAGUGAUGCCACAACAGACACACAGAGUGUCCACCAUGACCCUAACAGUGACACAUACACAGGUCUGAACAUGAAGACCAUGUCCCCUGACUAUGACACUCUGGCAAGUGUCCAUUCUGACCCUAACAGUAACAAGUGCACAGCUCUGAAGAAGAAUACCAGGUCACCAGAGUGACAGCCAGGCAGUAGAGAGAUAGUGAACCACCACAGAGCCUGGACUGAAGAGAACCACUACAGAUCCUGGAAUGAAGAGAACCACCACAGAACCUGGAAUGAAGACAACCCCCACAGAACCUGGACCUAAGAGAAGCACCACAGAACCUGGACUGAAGAGAAUCACCACAGAACCUGGACUGAAGAGAAUCACCACAGAAGCUGGCCUGAAGAGAACCACCACAGAUCCUAGAUUGAAGAGAAUCACCACAGAACCUGGACUGAAGAGAAGCACCACAGAUCCUAGAUUGAAGAGAAUCACCACUGAAUCUAGACUGAAGAGAAUCACCACUGAAUCUAGACUGAAGAGAACCACCACUGCAUCUGGACUGAAGAGAAGCACCACUGAAUCUGGACUGAAGAGAAUCACCACUGCAUCUAGACUGAAGAGAAUCACCACAGAAGCUGGACUAAAGAGCUACGGUUCCAAUCCAAAGCCAGGCCUCACACCUCUAUUCUCUUGCAACCAUAUCUAGAUGGUUUUCCAGACCAGGAACUUUAGCUUUGAGUAAAUGCUGGAAUAUAUUUGUUAUUUUCUUAUUAUGAUGAUAAAUGGGAUGGGUUAUGCUUCUGCUUUUUUUCAAUGGGAUUUUCCCUUUUCCAUAUUUUUUCUUGUGUCCUAAUCUGUUUCCUAUCUGUAGUUUAAGAUUACAUUUCUGAUCUGUUUCUAUGGGGUUUUGCCAUAUACAGAUGUUUUAUAACAUCAAUAGUACUACUUUCCUCAGUAACUAAUGUGGAUAAUAUUGAUAACAGCUUUCUAUAAUUUGUUCAGCUUUUGGGCCAAGUUUCUCCUGAUGUGUUUAAUGAUUUACUUUGUAUUGCUGUCAGACAUUAUUACUUAUUUUUAUGUUUUAUAUUACGUAAUCCUAUAUUGUUUUAUUUUAUUUAAAAAAAUGUAAUCAGUACAUUACAUACAUUUAAGCACAUGUUAUAUUAAUUAUAAUUGUAUAUUAAAAUUGUAUAUUAAAAACAUGUGUCUGUGUGUCUGUCUGUCUCUCUGUCUCCCCGCCAUAGUAAAGACAGGCUGCACUACCAGACCCCGCCACAAGGGGUAUAGUAUAUACAGACUGCACUACCAGACCCCACCACAGGGACAUAAUAUAUA